AGAAGAACAACGGAAUAAAACAAAAAUAAAAGAAAACAACAGCAACAGCAGAAGCAGAAGCAGCAACAACGUUAAGAAAACGCGUUUGUCUGCAACCCAACUACCCAAAUUCUUAUUCAUUCCUGCAAGCGACACACAAAGUUCGAUAGCAGCAAAAGCAACAGCAGCGAUCAGCAGUCAACAAGUCACCAAAACACCCUCAAUUUAGACGAAUUUAUUUAUUAAAGUACAAAACACCGCUAAAUGAUAUCCUUGUUAAUGCAUCCAUGCCACACCGUCCAAGGGUCUGUGUUUGCUUGAAAUUACACUCGUUACUGUGAUUUCGGACAGGAUGACAACUAUGCCCGUUGUAUGGUGCACCGAUCCCAAUUCGGUCAAUAAUAAGCCGGCUGCAUUUGCCCUGCAUGGCAUUCAGUUGCAGGGGAAUGUGACCGAGAAACAGGUUCUGGCCCUCAGGGAGCUGGUCAAUGCAGCUGCGGAAGGACGACUGAUUUUGCCCUCAGAUGGCACUUUUAUGCUGUUGGACAGUGGCAUCAGCAUCGAAAGCUCCAUUGUCGCCAAUAAUGGUGGCGCAUCGAUUAGCAGCACCGGCAGUGGUGCUAAUAUCGGGGAUGCGGAGUCCAAAAUGUUGGAGAUGAAUAAGGAAAAUAUUCAAAGCCAUAAUGUUGAGGUAUCCGGCGGAAAUAACAGCAGCCGACCCCAAAAGAACACCUAUAUUUUAAUGCCAGUCACGGCAUCGACGCAAAUGCAAAAUGCCAACUUGCCCCCAACAUCAGCCACAGAGAAAGAUACACAAAGUAUCGAACUUGAGCCCAAGUAUUCGACAUUCACACCGCCCGCCUCCAUAUCGGAAGAUGAGGUUCUGUACGAGUUCCUUUGUUGUGCCAAGUGUCUAAACGACCCCAACGGAUCGCGUUGCAACUCGGCCAAGUUGCCGUCUUCUGCUCAGCAGAGGAAAACCCAGUCGCAAUUAAUGCUGCAGCGUUUGCUAAAAUCGUGCGAAAGACCUUCAACAUGGUUGUCAUCCCAAGGCAGGGAACAACAACAGAAGCCAGCUCGAGUCCACUGUUCCACUGGCAAUGACAGCAGUAGUGGCGAGUGUGGUGGUUGUAAUGGCGAUGGCAAAGUCAACGAACCGCAUCAGCUGUACGACCCUUCAUACAGCAUUGCCAACAAAUAUACUCGCCGCUACCAGCGCAAGCACUGCAAUAUGUCGGCCGCGACCAUUGCACGUAAUCGUCACCACAAUCAUCGUCACAAAUUACCGAUGCAAAGUGUAAAAAUCUUUCACAAUCGCAGCCACGCGUGCGCUAAUAGCGCGGGAGGUGGAGGCAAUAGCGGUGUUGCUAGCAAUGGCUGUGUUGGUGGUGGUGGUAGCUUUGGCAAUCCCACCACAGUGGUGUCUCGUGGUGGUUGCAGUAAAACGGCACAAGCUAUGCCAAUUCCGUUAGUACUCGAUCAGCCGUCGUCGCUGAAGCCCGCAUUACAACUACCUCUGUAUGCAACGGUCAAUAAGAAGUACGCGAAAUCGAACAUGACGAUGGAAGCGAAUGCGCCCGGGCAAGAUGAUUCGGUUGAACGUCUUACGGUAAAUGCCAUCGUCCACGAAGAGUCUCCGCGCCUCACCACCAAGUCCAAACCAAAUGGCGGGGUCGGUUCAGCGACGGUUCGUCAGCGCAAAAUGGGUGCCGUGCAGGGCUCACUGCAGGACACCGUUCUCAUUGAAAUGGAAACGUUCUCGCAGAAUGCACCCAACCCCCACCUCCUCCUACCCACUCCCAACUGUGAUACCGUAAUGGAAACUCUACCAGUAGUUAAGGAUCUAAUAAGUUUCGAUGAUGAUGCUGCUGGCACCGAACCGGCCGCCAAUUUCGGUGCGAUCGAUGCCUGUCACGACGCUGAUCGUCGAAGCGAACAGCCAAAGUCUUGUGAUACAAAUAGUCAAGCUUUAGAUUUACUCUCACAGCCGAUUUUAGACUUUUCACCAUCCCCACCAUGUGGGGAAGAGGUGGUGGAGGAAGAGCAAGAGGAAAAUAUAGCUAGGACUAUGCCGCGUGGCGAAUCCGCUCUUAUGGAGGCAGUGCCGACAAAUACCUCUCCGCCUCCCGUGCGCAGCAAUGCCUCCAGUCGAAAAACCAGCUUCGACUCAACCUGCACCAUAAGCUCGAUGGAUUCGGGUUUUAUAGAAAUGCAAAACAAAUUGGAAAAUCCCUCACACCCGCCCCUGGCCAGCAUCUUCAGUGGGCUGAUGCGAGACGAACUGUGUAGAAGGCAACCAGCACAGGUUGGGGGUGAAAAAAUAGCUCGCCUCAAUUACAAAGAAUGUUUGACUCAGUCUCGGAAUCGCCGCAAAUCCUACGAGGAAUUCAAAGCCAUGUUUGCCCCCCACCCGGAUCCAUUGUCGUCGUCAGUACCUCAAACGGACCCCACAACAAGUUCGUGUACGCCUGACACUGGCAAAAAACAGUCGUCGCGCCGUAAAACCUAUCAAGAUCUUAGAAAACUAUUUGAUAGCGACACGAAUAGCGUGGCUCUGCAGUCAGUCGCCGCAUCCGCAAGCGCGUCCCCGUUGUCUUCGCUAAACCCGGGAAUCGAUAUGUCGACAGCAACAACAAACACCCUAGAGUCGAUAUCAGAACAAGAAUGUGCAAAAACAGUCGAAUCAACGGCCGCAGCACCACUAACAACGACAACAGCGACAGCUAUGACGUUGUUUGACAAAACCAAUAAAGCAGAAGAAACACUUGUUGAUCUAAGCGGAGACGACGAGCUAGCCAAGAAACCGGCUCUGGCAAACGAGUUUUCCACCACCACAAAGACCAGCAGAACAAUCAAUUCCAGCACCGUACCAGGUACACAUGAAAUGGAUACUGCUGCACACGACAGCGACGACAAAAAUGCCAGUAGUGAUUUCCUAGCACUUGGCACAGUUGGCGACUGCACCGCAGCCCUGAGCGCAAGAGAUCUUAUCGCCAUAGCGACGGCCACAUCCACAGCCACGGGCAGUGCUGGUGACCAGCAAACCACGGAUAUUCUGCGCAAGAACUCGGAUUUCCUAUCAAAGAUUCUGGACCGCCAACUAAUGGCGAAGGAGAAGGAAAAGGCCCACCUGCGCCGCAAAUCUUACGAAGAGUUCAAGCGUCUAGUGCGCGAGUGUGAAGCCUCGUCGACCAGCGACAAAGCUAUCGCUUCCGAAUCGACGUCCUCAGCUUUCAAGCGGCAAAACUCGAAACACCGCAAGAGCUAUGCAUCAUUUCUGCUUAUGCGGCGGAACUCGCACACAAAAGAGACAAAAGAGAAAAAGUCUUCCGACGGCAACGACCCCACUGAGGUGGUGCCGCUUAAGGAGCCCAAGGAUGCUUUGAAACUUCAGCCCAGCAACCUGUUGCCCGAAACCGCCAGUAGUAACAGCACGAGCAAUUACAAACGCAACUUCAAGAUAUACGACAAGCUUGUCUACGGCACAAUCUACGACAUAAUCCAGCGCAAAAACGAUAUCUACAACCUAACAUAUCAACGCUACGACAAAUACAUGACCUACGGAACCAUCUACGAAAUCCUCCAUCGCAAGACGUCUCAGAGCUCAAUAACAUCAAAUUCUUCUGGUGCAACAUGUGCGAGUAUCAACGAGAAGACGCACCACCGCAAAAGCUUAGCGGCUAUAUUGGAAAAAGACACCACCACCAGCGUCGACAAGAAAACCCGAGCAGAUUUGGAGAAUUUGAAAAAGUCCGGCAUAAUUUAUGAUAUUAUCCAGAAGCAACAAACCACUUGCCUCCUGCCCAGCAAAGAUGCUCCAAGCAACAACAACGACAACAUGAUGGCCGACACAUCCGCACAUCAGUUGUCGUCGAUCUCGCCAUCCCCGCCAAAUCAAAAUGCUAAUGCUGCCACUGACACAGGCAAAGACAAAGACAAAGAGAAUACCACGAGGUGUGGCACUAUAAAAGCAGCUGUGCUGCCGCCAGCCACACAGCACCCCAAAUACGGAACGAUUUAUGACAUCUUACAAGGAGAGAAAUUGGAUGCCAGCAACGAAUCGACGGCAAUAGCAACGGCCAUGGCCUCAGCAACAGCGGCGGUGAAUGGCCAGCUGAAGCAGCUUAAAGGUCAUGUUAAGAAUCGAUUUGUGGUCAGCAAAAUUGACGAAUCGCUAAAGACAGCGGCCGCCACAACGACUGCCGUCGAAAAUGGUGCAGAACAGCGGGAACAACACGACAACGAGAAACGAGAAGAGGUUGCGGCAUUGGCUGCGUCUGCCUUCAAUGCCACAGCCACAGCAAUCGGCGACACUGCAAAAUCCGCACCCAAAACAACAAAACCAAAUAAGAUACGAAGACUGUCGAAUAUGCUGGCGGCGCACAAGGCAACGGGCCAUGACGCUAAAAACACAAUUACAGACGCCAAAACCGCCGAACCCCCAGCAGGCGAUAGCCCUAAGGGAGCUGAGUGUCCUGCUUUCAAAUCAAAUCUCAUUCCAUUGGACAGUGAGGAAUUGUAUUCGCGCAUCAUUGCCAAAAAUCGUGACAAGGCUGGUUUUAGCAGUAGAGGUGGUGUUGGUGGCAGCGGUGGUGUCACCGUUGGCGGCGGCUGUCCCAUUCAAAAGUCAAAUUCAUUGGAUGCCAUAUCAACAUCGGUGACAAUAUCACCGCCCGCAACGCCCUCGCCACCACGACCACGCCGAAGUCUGAAACAGCACAAUUGUCUGCGAGAAGGUCAAAAGCCCAAACAACUUCUGCUGGUGAAGAAACUGUCGCUUGACAAUUCUUUGACAGCCUCAAGUUCAGCUGAUGAAGAACGCACUUCGGCAAAGGAGAACAAGCUACGACGUUGGUCGAAUCAAAUCCCUCUGAAAUGUCACUGUGAUCAUGUGGCAAACAAUGAUGCUGCUGCGGGCUUGUCUACCCGAGAACUCUUCGGUUCCUGGGAAUUCGCCUGGAAAGCCUCCAAGUCGAACUGCACUUGCAAUGAACCGUUUUCUGUGUCCAAAACACAGCUGCACCAUCGUCACCCGCACGCCCACUCGCACGGUGGUGUAAUUGAGGUAUCGACCACCGGCGACCUGUCCACGCCCGGCCACCCCGUCGCCUGUUCCAUUUCCUCGAGCCGUUCUACGUGUUCCAUUCACAUAGAGUUGCCCUGUCUGUGUUUGCCAAGCAGAAAUACCACGAAUUCGUCAACACCAGCUGCUGCUGUUGCUUCUUCUUCUUCUGCUGGGUCUAACGCCAAUACCACCAAGAAAGGCAAGUCACGGCGACUAUCGGAAUUUACGCGGGGUGAAUUUUUAAAUGAAAAACCCUGGUACUUCCGUAAAAUCAAACGCAUUGAGGCUGAGAAGAAAUUAUUACUGCCAGAAAAUGAGCAUGGAGCAUUUUUAAUUAGAGACUCUGAGAGUCGCCAUAAUGACUAUUCGCUAUCAGUUCGUGAUGGUGACACAGUAAAACACUAUCGUAUCAGACAGCUGGACGAAGGUGGUUUCUUCAUUGCAAGACGCACAACAUUCAGAACACUCCAAGAAUUGGUUGAACACUAUUCCAAGGAUUCGGAUGGCCUGUGUGUUAAUUUAUGCAAGCCGUGUGUGCAGAUUGAAAAACCUGUCACCGAGGGAUUAUCACAUCGAACCCGCGAUCAAUGGGAAAUUGAUAGAACUUCACUGAAAUUCGUGCGAAAAUUAGGAUCUGGGCAGUUUGGCGAGGUGUGGGAAGGACUAUGGAACAAUACCACCUCGGUGGCCAUUAAAACACUUAAAUCAGGCACAAUGGAUCCAAAAGACUUUUUAGCUGAAGCUCAAAUCAUGAAGAAACUCCGGCACAACAAACUCAUACAGUUGUAUGCAGUGUGUACAGUUGAGGAACCCAUAUAUAUUAUAACUGAACUUAUGAAGCACGGUUCGCUGCUGGAGUAUUUGCAAGCCAUUGCAGGUAAGGGUCGCAGCCUGAAAAUGCCAGUAUUAAUCGACAUGGCGGCCCAAAUAGCUGCAGGCAUGGCUUACUUGGAAUCCCAAAACUACAUUCAUAGAGACUUGGCUGCCAGAAACGUGCUAGUAGGUGAUAAUAAUAUAGUCAAGAUUGCAGAUUUCGGCUUGGCAAGGCUUAUAAAGGAGGAUGAAUAUGAGGCUCGUGUCGGUGCAAGGUUCCCCAUUAAAUGGACUGCUCCAGAAGCGGCUAAUUAUUCUAAAUUCUCCAUCAAAUCGGACGUAUGGAGUUUUGGUAUAUUAUUAACAGAAUUGGUCACAUAUGGUCGCAUACCUUAUCCAGGAAUGACAAAUGCCGAAGUGUUGACACAAGUUGAACACGGAUAUCGCAUGCCACAGCCACCCAAUUGCGACCAAAGACUCUAUGAGAUAAUGUUGGAAUGCUGGCACAAGGAUCCCAUGAGGCGACCAACCUUCGAAACUCUCCAAUGGAAAUUGGAAGAUUUCUAUACAUCAGAUCAGAGUGACUAUAAAGAAGCUCAAGCCUACUGAUAAAUGCUUAAUGCUGCUUCCAAACAAUCCAACAAAUCACGGACCACAGCCACGUCAAUAACCACAGUAUCAUCACCAACAUAUACUUUGUCAAACAGUCGCCGCUAAAAAGACUUUGUUGUAAAAGAAAAAAUAAAAGUGAGGGAAUCUCCUCUGUACCCCUCAGUUCUUCCGUGGACAGUAAACUCUGGCGCACGAUUGAUUAUCUUCCAGAUUCUCUAAUCAUUUUAUUUCACUAAUGUAAUUCCGAAAUCUAGACUAUUCAUUAUGGACAGACUGCCGUAUGAAGCAGAAUAAUCGAAAGGAUAUAUAUAUAUAUAGUAUUAGUAACAAUACAACAGCAAUUUCUAGAAAGCGAGUGCUGCCUCUAUUGGCAUGUAUGUGGAUGCAUUAUAUAUAAAUAGAAUAUUAAAUUUAGCAAGAAAAAAACAAAUACGUACAUAAAUAGGGACGUAUUUCCCUAAUUUUAAGGAAAUGCGUUUAACGAAGUAAUAUUCGUUUUUUCGCAAAAUUAAACACACACACACGUGCAAAACACACAAUAACGAUUUUGUAUCUCACAUCAAAAUGUUAUAUAAUUAAUAAAACAAUUGAUUUUUUGAUAAUAUUUUCGUAUUAUAACUUGAAGCAAUUCUGUAUUUAAGUUUACACCACAACUUUUUAUAUGCCUGGUUUGGCAGUUUUGUUUGAAUAAGCCUUUAUAAACAACACAUUUUAUUAAAAAUAAAUAAUAACUUAUUGUUUUUUUUUUUUUUUUGCUUCUAAAUGAAGUAAUUUUUUAUUUAUAGAUGCUCUAUACACCACACACAAAUAUUAUAUUUCUUUUUCUUUUCAUUAGUUCAGACUAUUGUCAGUCCAUUUUAUGCAUACAUAAAAAUUUUUUGAGCAAUUUGUAGAAAAGAACACAUACAUACAUACAUAUUCGCAUACAUUACAAAUACAUUAUCUAUUCACAUAUAUAUACAACAACACCAAUAACAUUCGUUUUUAGCAAACGAUAUUUUUCUUUUAUAUUUAGAAUUUUAUUUAAAUUAAAAAUAAUUUUGAUACAAAUGAUUAAAGAAUAAAACAAAUAAACAAAAUAUACACACAUAUAUAAACAUUAUAAUCUAUUAAACUAAACAAAAAAGAAAAAACAAUUUAUUAACUAAUGCUAAUAUGCUAUUUGUAUUAUUUUAUACAUUUAUAAUUAUUAUCAUUACAACUAUGUUCAAACUAAGUUUAUCCCAAGUUUAUUCUAUUGUAUGUAAAACAAUGACAACUUCCCUAAUGCAUUUCUCAUUUUAAACUGUAAAUCCAAUGUAAUGUUUGUUCUACAUACUUAAAUAUGCAUAUACAUAUAUUUAAAAUAUUAAUUUUAUUAUUAUUAUGUUUUGUCACACGGUACAGUACUGUGUCGUCGUUUCCUCACCCGCCCUUCUCAUGUCUUGAAAAAAAAAGGUAUAGAAAAACAAAAUCAUCGUAAACAUCCCACAAUUUACAAUCAAAAUGAAAACACAAACAAAUAACAUACAAUACGAUAAAAAAUAAUUGAUGUGACUUUAUCAUUCUGCAUGUAAGACAUAUAACACUGAGUGGAUGGAUGGGUUUUCGGUUCCAUUUAAUGAUGACUAUCCAUUGAAGACAACCAAAUGCAGAACAAAAAUUAAAUAAAAUUUUAAUUUUGAAAGAAAAUUGAAAUAUAUUAUUAAAAUAACUAUUCAUAAGGUUAGUAGUGACAUAUAUAAAUAUAAAAAUAUUAAUACGAUUAAUUAUAUGAUUAUAGAUAACACUUAUUAUUUUUCGGUUCGAAUAUUAAAACAAAAUUAAUAAAAGCAAAACCUAAUAAAAUCAA
Musca domestica (house fly) is the source of this 8300-nucleotide messenger RNA. RefSeq names its product tyrosine-protein kinase Src42A (gene Src42A). Bases 332 to 6466 code for a protein of 2044 amino acids. Gene Ontology annotation, biological process: protein phosphorylation; cell differentiation; innate immune response. Lineage: Eukaryota; Metazoa; Arthropoda; Insecta; Diptera; Muscidae. The record is from RefSeq and is a predicted model, not a curated record. Gene Ontology annotation, cellular component: extrinsic component of cytoplasmic side of plasma membrane. Gene Ontology annotation, molecular function: signaling receptor binding; ATP binding; non-membrane spanning protein tyrosine kinase activity. The transcript has 10 exons.